Aricia agestis (brown argus) is the source of this 4083-nucleotide messenger RNA. It is a transcript of the gene Smox, whose product is annotated as mothers against decapentaplegic homolog 3. Gene Ontology annotation, biological process: SMAD protein signal transduction; anatomical structure morphogenesis; regulation of transcription by RNA polymerase II. The coding region runs from base 169 to 1518 and encodes 449 amino acids. The record is from RefSeq and is a predicted model, not a curated record. NCBI's taxonomy places the organism in Eukaryota, Metazoa, Arthropoda, Insecta, Lepidoptera, Lycaenidae. Gene Ontology annotation, molecular function: DNA-binding transcription factor activity, RNA polymerase II-specific; RNA polymerase II cis-regulatory region sequence-specific DNA binding; I-SMAD binding. The transcript is spliced from 12 exons. Gene Ontology annotation, cellular component: heteromeric SMAD protein complex.
UCAUUAGUAGAAAUUAAUGGCCGUAUUCGUACUUUUCGGGUUAAUUUACUUUUGAUUUAUACUAAAACUCACAGAAGGAACUGUAAUUAGUUUACAAUUACGUUUAUUACAUUUUAUGCUCGAAGUUCGUGAAUGUGUCUGUGAAUCAAAUCGGUGAAGUUUCGCGGAAUGUUUCCGCUAACACCUCCAGUGGUUAAGCGACUUCUGGGGUGGAAAAAAGGUCCCGAAGGUACGUCGACUGCAGAAGACAAGUGGUCAGAGAAGGCUGUAAAAAGUCUUGUGAAAAAAUUGAAGAAAAGUGGCGCUAUUGAAGAACUAGAAAAGGCUUUAUCUAAUCAAAACAGCCACACUAAAUGCGUAACGAUCCCAAGAGUUAAGCUAAAUGACAAUGGUGUCAAUGGUCAGUACAGAAAGGGUUUGCCGCAUGUGGUCUACUGCAGGCUGUGGCGGUGGCCGCAGCUUCAGAGUCAGCAUGAAUUAAAACCUGUUGACCACUGUGAGUUUGCAUAUCAGCUGAAGAAAGACGAAGUGUGUGUCAACCCUUACCACUACAAUAAGAUUGACUCGCCUGCUCUGCCACCAAUACUGGUGCCUCGCUGCCCCGAGGGCGAAGUCCGAGCUCCCCCGCCCUAUGUGGACUACCACCACCACGAGAUCACAGAUAACAACGUGAUGCAGAGCGGCGGCGUGGUGGGCGUGGGCGGCGUGGGCGGCCACAGCACCCUCUACCUGGAGGCCACCGUGGGCCAGCAGGUGCCCAGCAACACCACCGUACAUCUGGGUGGGUCGACGGUGGAGACUCCGCCGCCGGGCUACAUGAGCGAGGACGGAGACCCCAUGGACCACAACGACAACAUGCAGCUGACGCGCCUUACGCCGUCGCCGCUGUCGGGCGCGGAGGCGGCGCCCGUGCUGUACCACGAGCCGGCGUUCUGGUGCAGCAUCAGCUACUACGAGCUCAACACGCGCGUCGGCGAGACCUUCCACGCCUCGCAGCCCUCCAUCACCGUAGAUGGCUUCACCGACCCCAGCAACAGCGAGCGGUUUUGCCUGGGGCUGUUGUCCAACGUGAACAGGAACGAGGUGGUGGAGCAGACUCGGAGACACAUCGGCAAAGGCGUGCGUCUCUACUAUAUUGGCGGCGAGGUGUUCGCGGAGUGCCUGAGCGACUCGUCGAUAUUCGUGCAGAGCCCGAACUGCAACCAGCGAUACGGCUGGCACCCCGCCACUGUAUGUAAGAUUCCGCCCGGCUGCAACCUGAAGAUCUUCAACAACCAGGAGUUCGCGGCGCUGUUGACGCAGUCCGUGUCGCAGGGGUUCGAGGCGGUGUUCCAGCUCACGCGCAUGUGCACCAUCCGCAUGAGCUUCGUUAAGGGAUGGGGGGCUGAGUACAGACGGCAGACGGUGACGUCGACGCCGUGCUGGAUCGAGCUGCACCUGAACGGGCCGCUGCAGUGGCUGGACCGCGUGCUCACGCAGAUGGGCAGCCACCCUCACCCCUGCUCCUCCAUGUCCUAGGCCGAUUGACGAAACGAGAAGCUCUAAAAUUAAUGAUAAGCACAUAAAAGUAAAAAGUAGUUUUGAUAAAUGUAGCUCAAACAAUUGAUUACCUCAACAUGUCGUAACUCGUAUAAUAUGUUUGAUACAGACUUUACCGUGUCACAUUACUGUGACGUAUUUUGAAAUGCGUUUUGCUUUAUAUUUUGAAUUAUUGUUUCUCGAUUCAAAAUAUUAUUUUCCUAUAAUGUGCCACAAUACAUUUAACAACGAGAUUUGUAAUAUAAUGUUAGUUUUAUGUUUGAACGAUCGCAGACUUCACACGUUUUCAUAUUCUUAUCCAAGUCAAACUGUGUCUAUUUUCGUUUAUUUCGUAACUUAUAAAUAAUCAUCUUUUAAGGGCACAGUCAGCAUAUAUUUUUUUUGUAUUAUAACAAUGCUAACUAAUCUUUUUAUUAAAUAUCAUUUUAAAAUAAUACUAUAAUCAUGUUGUUCGAAAAACGAUAUCGGUUUUAUUUUUUAUAUUUUAAUAAAAAAUCACAUAGAUAGAAUUAUUGUUUAUUAUGCUUUAAGACUAGAUGAUAAAUCAUUGUAAUUUUGUGUCGGAUCGGUCGAGAGAGGUGGCAGCGGAGGUGGAAUAGGGCUAUGAAUAUUAUAUUACUUCAAUUAAUUUUAUAACCGGACUCCUGUCUAUCCGCUUAGUUAAGUUGCUAUACACAUUUUGUUACAUUAUAUACUCCGGUUUUAAAGUAUACGUAGCUACAAAAGUAGGUUCAAUAUUGAAGUACACUGUAACUUUCGUUCAAAAAUCUCGACUCGACGGAGUCGCUAAUAUUAUCUAUUUAUAAACGAUUGGUAAAUAAAUGAAACGGACAUGUUAAAGAUAUAUUUUAAUAUAAGUAUUUGAAUGUUGGUUGUAUGUUACGAAUUAAUAGCAUAAAAAAUCUAAUUGUAAUCGAUACUAAAAUAUUUGCUGAGAAAUAUUGGCAGUUGAAAGUUUAAUAUUAAAGAUGUUGAAAUGCAGAUAAUUUUAUACCAGUUUACUGUGUUUAUUGAGGUCAGCACAAAAAUUGUUAAUUAGAAACUCACGUAUGUUAUGAACAUAUCCCAUAAAUGCUAUUAAUUCGACGGGGGAAGGUAUAUUGGGAAUGUGUUAUUGUUCUUUACAUUCUCCGAUCAUUUUUAAUUUAUUCACGGAUGCAGAUAUGAAACUAAAAAGUUUGUUUUAUGACAUAAUUUUUGACAUCGCAUCGACGAUCGAUUUUAGUGACCUACGCCGAAAUUUUGGAAGGUAUCUGGGGGGAAAGAAUCGGAUAGAUCACUAAAAUCGGUCCGACCACAUAAUCGUAAAGGAGUCGAAGCUCCAUAAACUAGUCAAGUAAAUUAUAAGAGGUAUUUUACACAUUGAUAUAUAAUAUAAUACAUUCUCAUGAGUGCGGCAAUAUCACGGAUCGGUGCUAGAAGGUUCAGGGCGUUAGUGUUGUGAGAUCGCUACCGUCACGGCUGUAGUGUAGUAGGGUUGUUAGUGAGCGGCGCGCGCGCACGUCAUACUCAUACUGGAAUUAUUAUUCGUCUAAAAUAUAUUUCUAAAGGAAUAAGGGCGUUUUCCCAGUACCCAAAUCGAGAAAGACAAAAUUUAUAUGACGCAUAAAAUAUUAAGUAUCCAUUUAUUCUCGUUCUCGGCCCGAUAUCGGAUAUCGUAUAUAAUAGUUGGAAAAUGUUCUAUUAUUGAGAAAUUAUCACACUAAUUGUAUAUUAUGCCAUGUGAGUCUGGCGCGCACGGAGCGCCUAAUAGUUUGUGUUGUUUAAAUGUUGAAAAAUAAUGUUUACCGGUUUUAUCCCAGUCUACGCGUAACGUUUCGAGAUGUUAUAAUAUAAUUUGUAUUAGUUUUAUUGCACGGUCCCCGUCCGAGCGCGGCGGACGAUUCUGUACGCUAAGUCAUUAUUGUAACGUACUCCUAGUUAUCUAAGUAUCAUAUUAUUCUUGCGUCAUUGCUUUUUCAUAUUUUUUAUUCGUGUUACGUUAGAACUUUUUUUCUAAUUAUAAGUAUAAUUAUAUUAAAAUUAAAUAUACGAUUGUACGUAAUAUGAUAUGAUAUAGUUUAUUGAAUUAAAUCUUUCGUUCGUGUCGAUCACGCAGCUCCGGCGUCUGUGAAGUGUAAAUAUUGUUUAAGAGUUAAUUGAAAUUGAAUAUACAAAUAUAACGCAAUAAUAUACGAAUAAUAAAAAUUAUAUUACUUUUGAAGUUUAUACCUUUACAGUCCAAAGCAUGCAUAUCCCCGCACUAGGUGUCCUCCAGGGCUCUAUAUUCGUUAUACAAGUAAUCAUUAAUAUUUGUGAUGUGAUAUUGUGUAUUUAACUUUUUUGUAAUGUUACUCGUUUAGAAUUGUGUUGAAUUCUUUAAUCGUUUAUUGCAUUUUAUACCGAUUAAUAUUCUUAAUAAGUUUGUAACGUACGUAGUGUUUAAACGAAAUUUAAAACUUGGCUUCCAAUGAUCAUUUGCGUUUUCCGUUAGCGAUCUCACAGUCGGAAGUGAGAAUUGUGUAAAAACAAAAACCCUACAAAUAAAUGAGUGGUUUGAAAUAA